AUGACAGCCAUCGAGUUCAUGCCCGACAGGACCCACCAGGCCGGCGGCAUCGUCCCCCUCGGCGCCACCGCGGCCGCCGCCACCAACAACGGCAAUGCCGCCGCCGUGCCCAGGCGGAGGCUGGAGGGGAAGGUGGCCAUCGUGACCGGCGGCGCGCGCGGGAUCGGGGAGGCGAUCGUGCGCGCGUUCGUGCGGCACGGCGCGCGCGUGGUGGUCGCGGACAUCGACGACGCGGCCGGGGAGGCCCUGGCGGCCGCGCUGGGCCUGGGCGGCGCCUGCUGCAGCUACGUGCAUUGCGACGUGUCCCAGGAGGCCGAUGUGGAGCGCGCCGUCGGGUGCUGCGUCGCGCGGUACGGGCGGCUCGACGUGCUCUGCAACAACGCCGGCGUGCUGGGCCGGCAGGACCCGCCGGCCGCCAACGGUACCAAAAGCAGUGGCGGCGGCAUCGCGUCCCUGGACGCCGCCGAGUUCGACCGCGUGCUGCGCGUGAACACGCUCGGCGCGGCGCUCGGCAUGAAGCACGCGGCGCGGGCCAUGCUGCAGCGGCGCGGCGGCGGCGGGGGCAGCAUCGUGUCGGUGGCGAGCGUCGCCGGCGUGAUGGGCGGGAUGGGCCCGCACGCGUACACGGCGUCCAAGCACGCGCUGGUGGGGCUGACCAAGAACGCGGCGUGCGAGCUCGGGGAGCACGGCAUCCGCGUGAACUGCGUGUCCCCAUUCGGGGUGGCCACGCCGAUGCUGGUCAACGCGUGGCGCCACCGCAGCCAUGACGACGACGAGGAGGCAGACGGGAUCGCACCUGCGCCGCCGAGCGAGCAGGAGGUGGAGAAGACGGAGGAGAUGGUGCGUGGCCUGGCGACACUCAAGGGCGCGACGCUGCGAGCCGGGGACAUCGCGGAGGCGGCGCUGUUCCUGGCCAGCGACGAGUCGAGGUACAUCUCCGGGCACAACCUCGUCGUCGACGGCGGCGUCACCACCUCCCGGAACGUCAUCGGGCUGUGA
Messenger RNA from Lolium rigidum, 999 nucleotides. RefSeq names its product sex determination protein tasselseed-2-like. Bases 1 to 999 code for a protein of 332 amino acids. The transcript has a single exon. The record is from RefSeq and is a predicted model, not a curated record. NCBI's taxonomy places the organism in Eukaryota, Viridiplantae, Streptophyta, Magnoliopsida, Poales, Poaceae.